Emericellopsis atlantica is the source of this 1017-nucleotide messenger RNA. Its product is annotated as HAD-like domain-containing protein. Lineage: Eukaryota; Fungi; Ascomycota; Sordariomycetes; Hypocreales; Bionectriaceae. The record is from RefSeq and is a predicted model, not a curated record. The transcript has a single exon. The coding region runs from base 66 to 812 and encodes 248 amino acids.
CCUUCUCGAAUAUUUUCUACACCAAGAUUUUAUCCCAACGACACACUUUGCCACUCGUCGACAAUAUGAAUUCAUCAUCGACAGUCCUCUUCUUCGACCUGGACGACACACUCUUCGAUCGGUCCCACUCGAUACUGGCCGGUCUGGAGGCCGUCAAGGCCGCCCAGCCAAGCCUGGCCGAGUUUGGGAUCGAGAGGCUCGAGUACGUCUACCGAAAGAAAGUGGACUUGAAGUUCAAGCAUCAUUUGGGGAGAGUAGCCGAGCGCAGCGACGCCUGGUCGGAGCGUCUACGUCAAGUGUUCACCAAACUUGACGUCCCGGCCCCGAGCAACGAGGAGCUGAAGACGCUGCUGGAAAUCUACGACGCAGCGUACAAGGCCAGCCGACAAGCCACGCACACCACGAUUCAGACGCUCGAACAGCUGAAGAACAAGGGCUUUCGGUUGGCUCUGAUCACAAACGGGGAGCAUGAGACGCAGGCCGAAAAGGCGAAGGCUAUUGGCGUCUCACACUUGUUCGAGGAGAUUAUCUCCUCAGAGGCGGCGGGGCAUUCGAAGCCCGAUGAGGAGAUCUUUGAGUAUGCCCUGAAGAGGAUGGGGGGCGCUAAUCCGUUGAAAUGCGUCAUGAUUGGGAACGAUGUCGUGAAGGACAUGCUCGGUGGUUUUGCGGCGAACAUGCAGAUCAUCUGGUACGAUCCGCGCGCGCCUGAGCCCGAGAUCAUUUUCUUGUUCGGCAGCUCACGGCCAAUUCCGGUCAUCACAAAAAUGCACCAGAUCAUCGGCUACUUGAAGAACUUGGGGUACUGUACUUGAAGCAGGCGACAAGUUUCCGCGACGUGGUGUCUGGUGUAAGAAAGGAGCUGACUGGAGCUGGUCAGGGCGGGCAGGAGUAUAGCAGCGCAUCAACUACCACGCUGCUGGCAUACGUAUUACGAAUGUAUAGCAAAUGCAAUUUUUGAAAGGAACUUGGCAGUCAUUCUUCUAGGUUAUUGACCUAUUCCGAGCAGUGAACUCCUUU